ACCUAGUCGUCAUCAUUUUCUUUUGUCUUUCUUGUCUAUAAAAAGUUUAAUUCUUUUCUAUAACGGUUCAGUUAAACAUUAAUUUCUUUCAAGUGAUCAUUAAACUGCCUCAAGAUGGAAGAUCAAUUUAUCCUUUUAGAAAAUGAUUAUGUUACUAUUGUGAAUAGAGAAAAAUCUUACAAAAUUUCUAAACAAAAGUUAUCGUCGAUUCCUUACUUUGUGAAAUUAUUUGCCGAUUCUAAUUGUGACACAACCAAAAUAGAACUUGAUCUUGAUGAAAGUUCAUUUGAUAAUAUUAUCGAGUUUAUUCUGGAUGGUCAUUUAUCGAUUUCCAUUGAAAAUGCCUUAUCAAUGAUGGAAACUGCUGAUUACCUCGGACUGGGCGAAAUCAAACAGAAGUAUCUUGAUUUCUACCAAUCGAAUUUCAACAUCAAACUAUUGGAAGAGUUCUUGGUUUUUAUGAUAAACGUGAAUCCUGAAAUGUUUACUGAAGAAAAGCUCAAUUCAUUUAUUGCGAAAUUUUUCCUUCCAAUUACUCACACGAGCAUUUCUAAAAUUUCAGUCGCUCUAUUGGAACGAAUUUUGAAGUUGAAUUUGGUUGUUUUCGAGUUUCAAAUAUAUGAAGCCAUUAAGCGAUGGAGCUUUUUCAAUAAAAAGGCUCGAAUACAAUAUCUACCUCAACUCAUGAAAUUCAUCAAUUUUUGUCGUUUGAAUGAUGUAGAGAUUCAAAGUGUCGCCUCGAUGCUUACAACUUCUGGAUUCACUCUCAACGCUCCACAGUCGAAGAAGAAAUCUCCCCGUGCCUGUCUUCCCGAAUUCUGCCAAUCUGAUUGCAUAAUUAAUCGACAUUAUGAUAAGUCGUUGGUUGCAAUCUAUGAACUGGGUAAAGAUAAAAUUAACAUUCGACGUUUAUCAAGAUCAAAUGUUUGGACUAAAUAUGGUCAAUUCACUCGCGAUGAGACAAUUUCUUCUUCUUUAAUUGAGGCUGAUCAUAUUAUCGAUAUAAUCUAUGAUUCUGGAAGAAAAGGUAUUCGGGUUGAUUUGAUUUCAAAGAAAUUCAAAUAUCUCAAAAUGUUUGGUGAUGACAAUUCUUAUUAUGGUCAAGUUUACAAGUAUUUCGCUCAUGAUAUUUGUUGCAAUCAUACUUACGUAAAAAUCAGUGACUCGCUAAGUGGAUCUAAUAUUUGCAAAAAUUUGAACAUCAAACGUUUGGAAGCCAUUUUUCUCGGUGAGCACUUGGAGGCAAUUUGUAAUGGAACUGGAAAUGACGUUGACUCUACUAGAACUGAUGAUGGAUGGGACGAUUGGUGCAUUGAAUCUCGUCGUUCUAAGGAGUCGCAUGAGCUGGUGAAUGCUCCCUGUUAUUGCCCGUCUCUUGAUUAUCGAAAAUUGUCUUCUUGUGAAUCCCAAAGAUCCGCUAGAACUCGGUCCUGUUUGUUAUCGAAACCAGAUAUGUAUUCAAGUUCGCAAAAGUUCUUGUACUUUUUGACGAAAGUUGAUUUCCGUCGACAACGUGAGUGGAUAUGGAAGUGGCACAAAUGGUGCAUCAAUAGUACUCGACUUCUCGUUCCUAAAAGAUUUUAUCGGAAGCGAUUCUCUGAAUCAUAUUGAGAUGAUUUGUCAUAACAAUUCGGUUCUUAUUUGUAACAAGGAAACGAAAAUGAUUUAUUCUUAUAGCGAUGAUACAGAUUAUUGGCAAUUGAUGUCUAAAAUUGAAUCUCAAGAAAAGAUGAUCGCAAUUGCAUCGAUUUGUUUACCAAUUGAUUUUGAAAAAUAACUGAUCGAUUUGAAACAUUGAUGUUUAAUCACUUAAAACAAUUAAGUUUGAUUGAGCUUUUCUUAAUUUACGUGAUAAUUUUCACUUUCAUAUUCCAUUAUUGUUUCUUAAUUUCAAUUCAUUCGCAAUUAUGAACCUUAAAACAGAAAAGAUUAGCUUUGAUCAAUAAUUAAAAAUUUCCACAAUCUCAUGCAAACAAAUUGUUUGAUCAGUUUUCAAUUAAUCCGAUCUUCAUUUGGU
Messenger RNA from Panonychus citri (citrus red mite), 2017 nucleotides. RefSeq lists its product as uncharacterized. Gene Ontology annotation, molecular function: protein binding. The transcript has 2 exons. The record is from RefSeq and is a predicted model, not a curated record. NCBI's taxonomy places the organism in Eukaryota, Metazoa, Arthropoda, Arachnida, Trombidiformes, Tetranychidae. Bases 115 to 1611 code for a protein of 498 amino acids.